Messenger RNA from Yamadazyma jaroonii, 1248 nucleotides. The record is from the annotation of a GenBank genome assembly. Lineage: Eukaryota; Fungi; Ascomycota; Pichiomycetes; Serinales; Debaryomycetaceae.
AUGGCAAGUAGAAAAAUUUUACCAAUUGGAGCUGCAGCAGGAUUAUUAUAUUAUUAUGAUCAAAAUGUUAAUCCUAUCAUUUCAUCAAACUUUCAGCAAUUAAAAAAGGAAACUCCACCUCCUGAAACUAUAGGUAAGAAAGUUUCAGCCAAGAGUGAAGAAUUGAAAAAGUCUUUCAAUGAUAACAAGAAAGAUCUUGAAAAUAAAGUUCAAGCUGAAUCCAAAGGGAUUUCCAAUUCAAUUGAGAAGCAAUACAAUAAAUUAGAAUCUAAAACUAGUGAAUUGUAUAACAAAUUAAGUUUCAAUGACGUUUCUAAGGAAGCUGAAAAUUUGAAAAAAGAUGUUAAAAAUGAAUAUUAUGAAAAGACUGGUCAAAAUAAAAGUCUUGUCAGAUCCACCGUUGCUGGAUAUAUAGAUUAUAUCAAUGAAUUCGGUGAUUACUUAUUAGGUAGAAGUCCAACUCCAGUUCUUACCAACAAACAAAAACAACAAAGUUGGUUUGCAUGGGGUGCUUCUGUCACCGAUGAUGCUAUUGAAAACUUCGAUUUCGAUAGAGCCAAAUCUGUCAAUGAUUACAAGGAAUCUAAUCAAAGAUUAACUCAAUUAACCAGAGAAUUCCAAAACAAACAUUUAACUAGAGAACAACAAAAAUUAUUGGAUGACGCCCAAAAGGAUGUAAACAACUCAUUGGAUCAAUUAUCUAAAUAUGGUAGGGAAUUUGUUGAUAAUACUACUAAAGCCAUUGAAGAUUCCAAAAAGUCAUGGUUCAACUGGGGUUCAGCCAAAAGAGACGAAUUAUCUGAUCAAUAUAAUAAGCAAAAAGAUUUAGCUAUCAAGAAGUAUGAAGAAAGCAAGAAGAAGAUGGAUGAAUUGGCUGCUAAGACCUUCAAAACUGAUGACGAGAAGAAAGAAUAUUUGAAACAAGCCGAGAAUGAUCUUAAUAAUGCCAUGACUCAAUUAUCAAAAUUUGGAUCUAACUUAUCUGCUGAAAUCAAUGAAAGAUUACAAAAAUCCAAAAAAUCUUGGUGGAACUGGUCAAGUAAAAAAUCUGAUGAAUUGUCCCAAUCUUGGGAACAAGGUAAAGAUUCUGCUAAUGAACAGUAUGAAAUCGCCAAGAAGAAGUACGAUGAUUUAGUUUAUCAAAUUAAGCAAGGUUUAGUUCCUGAAAAGGAAAAGGAAGAGCAUUUAAAGAAAGCUCAAAGUGACUUGAAUUCUGCUUGGAACAAUUUGAAAAAAAUUGUUGGUUAA